This is a messenger RNA of Naegleria fowleri, 1443 nucleotides long. RefSeq lists its product as uncharacterized. The coding region runs from base 1 to 1443 and encodes 480 amino acids. Lineage: Eukaryota; Heterolobosea; Eutetramitea; Acrasida; Naegleriidae. The transcript has a single exon. The record is from RefSeq and is a predicted model, not a curated record.
AUGAACACAAACGAAGACGUUGUAAUGAAUAGUAUCAACCAAACAUUGAUGACCCACUCAGAAGCUUUCGGAAUCAUCUUUAAACAUAUUGAGAAUUUCUCAAAAACAUUGGACGGAUUAUCUAACCACAUCAAUAAUCGGAAACAAAAGGUAAAGUCAGUUAAAUUAGUCUCCGACAGCAACCAACCAAUUAAACCUAAACAACCUCUUCCUCCAAAAACAACACUCAUAGAACAAACUCCAUCCCCUGCACAUCCUUAUCGAACUGAUGGACCAUCAAACCAAAUAUCUAAAAUCAAAAAUAUUACACAUCCAACAAACAAAUCGAAAAUCAACAAUCAAAAUAAGACAACAAACUUCAUCACCAACACAAACCUCACCAAACCAAUUGAAACAAGCACAAACCUCAUCAAACCAAUUGAAACAACUUCAAAGCCCCAAAGUCAACCCCAGCUUCAAUCUAAGAGCCCACCUAUCAACACCAGCUUCAACCUGAAUGAAUCGCAAUCGUCAUACUUGCAAAUAGCCAAGACAGCCAAGAACAUUACAUUUGAUCCAACAAAAAAAACUCCGCAAAUCAAAUCCUACAAUACAACAACAACCAUGUACCCUCCUGCUAAAAGAGCUAAAACAAUUAACUAUUCUCACUGUGUAUCUAUUUACCUCAGUAAGCAUAUCGACUCAGACAUCACUGAAUUUAUUACAGAUGCAGUCAAAGAAAAACUUACAUCAUGGUACAUACCUAACGACAAGACGCACGUACUCCAACUUGUCUGUAACAAUCAUGAAGAUUAUGUAUCAACCUUGGGAAUUUUAAACUCACAAUCAACAAGAGACUCCAGUCCAUUCAAAUACGUUGUGACUCCUAUGAAUUUCUCACCAGCUGAACACACCCUCAAAUAUCAUACUUCAUCAUAUGACGAGAUGAUGAAGUAUACUACACACAUUAUCAAAAAUUUUUGGAAAAGAACUAAUGGAGUUAAAGAAACUAAUACCAGUUAUGACAGAGUCCAAAAGCUUUAUAAAAUCAGAAUAGCAGUUGAAUCUCUUGAAGAUAAAGAAUAUUUUAUGGCAAGGAAAUAUUCUGAAUACCGAUCCAUUGACCAGAUCAUAACAGAAUCUAAGCUUAACUGCUCUUGCAAUUUUUCAUCCCUCUACACAGAGAAAGAUAUCAAAACUGCGAUACAAAAGAUGGUGGAAAAAAGCAACUGUGUCUUCCAAUCAAACCACUUAGAGAUUAUUAACAAACCUAGCCCAUAUCGCCCUGGAGAGCAUUAUUAUAUAGCCAAUUACAAAGCAACUAAUGUUGCAGAAUUGGAAAAAAUUACAAAAUUCCCAACAAGUAUCACUCCACCAAAUGGCACAAAACCAACCUCAAAAAAACUCAUAUCUACAACCAAAUAUUUGGUAGAAAAAUUCAAAAACAACAAGAAAACGAAGUGA